Messenger RNA from Heterostelium album PN500, 1149 nucleotides. RefSeq names its product programmed cell death 2 domain-containing protein. Gene Ontology annotation, cellular component: cytoplasm. Bases 1 to 1149 code for a protein of 382 amino acids. The transcript has 4 exons. The record is from RefSeq and is a predicted model, not a curated record. Lineage: Eukaryota; Evosea; Eumycetozoa; Acytosteliales; Acytosteliaceae.
AUGGCUUUUCUAAUGCAAGUCUAUGCACCUCUAGAUAGUUUACCAGAUUAUGAAAGAAGUUAUUAUGUUUUCGUUUGUACAAAAUAUAUUACCAAGACAUCCUAUCUAACCUUUUGGAAAGUAAUUAGAACAAUGAUUAAAGUAAAUAAUGAAAUAAAAUCAGAAAAUAAUAAUAAUAAUACACUAUCCAAUGAUGAAAAGAAUAACAAUAACGAAGCAGAAGUUAAUGAAAAUAAAGAAAUAGAAGAAGAAGAAGAAGAAGAAGAAAAAGAAAUUAGUGAAGAACAAGCUGAGGAUGAAGAUGAUAGUUGGGGAGAUGAUGAUGAAGAUGAUGAUGAUGACAACGGAGAUGAAGAUGAUAAUUGGGGAGCUGAAGGUGCUGAUGAUUGGGGAAUUGGUGAAAGUACUUCAACAAAGAAAAAGGAAUCUUCUAAAACAUCCACGACUACAACCACUACUACAACAGGACCAUCAAAGGGACAAGAGAAAUCAUUGGAGGAAUUGAUUCAAGAGAGAAAUAAACAGUUACAUGAAGAUCAAAUGAAAAAGAAAGAUUUAUUAAAAGAACAGAAACUACAACAACAACAAACUCAAAACCAACAACAACAACAACAACAAGAAUCAAUUAACAAAGAUGAUAGUGAACCAGCUGGGUUUACAUUUGAAAACGAUAAGAGUAAUCAAUACGAAGAAUACUAUUUGUAUAUUGACACUGAAGUAUUGAAGAAAGAAACGACAUCAAAGAAAUCAUCGAAACUUCACUAUGUAGAUGAUCCAGCAGAGGGUGACGAAUGGUCAGGAGAAACCUAUGAAUAUGUUAAAGAUAGAAUUUUCAGUAAAUUCAUAAAGAGAAUUUCACAUAAUCCAAAUCAAGUCGUAAGAUAUUCAUUUAAAGGUGAAGCAUUGUAUAUGUCAGAGGCAGGAAAGAAGUUGGUCAGUGCAUUCUAUCCAUGUCAAAAGUGUCGAUCACAAAAGGUAUUUGAAUUCCAAGUGCUCUCCACUAUUAUUACACAAGUGUAUCAUGUUACAUCAUCGGAUUUAGACUUUUCAAAUAUAUUCAUUUAUACAUGUCCUAAUCAUUGUCAUGAGAAUACACACAACGAUGUAAUCUAUGUAGAGGAAUUGGUUUUACUUGAAAAAUCAAUUUAA